GGAGAAGGAGCGGGAGCAGCUCUCUGCCUUACGAAAACACCACGAGGAAGAGAUCCAUCACCACCAGAAAGAGAUCGAGCGGCUGCAGAAGGAAAUCGAGCGCCAUAAGCAUAAGAUCAAGCAGCUUAAAGAUGACUAA
Molecule: messenger RNA, 139 nt
Organism: Acanthisitta chloris (rifleman)
Lineage: Eukaryota; Metazoa; Chordata; Aves; Passeriformes; Acanthisittidae
Gene: ATP5IF1
Product: ATPase inhibitory factor 1
Exons: 1
Source: RefSeq, a predicted model, not a curated record